AUGUAUUUUACAUACAGAAAGGCUAAACUCAGGAAAUGCUACAGAAAGCCCUUGUAUGCAACAGAACACCACCACAGCCCCGCCGGCAGCCCCUUCCUGCAGCUGCGGGAGCAGUUGGUCUGCCAGGAGAACCUCAACGCGGACAAGCUGAGCCGCUUCAUGCGCCAGGACUCGCUCGAGCCCGUGGUGCGCGACCCCUGCUACCUGCGCAACCAGGGCAUCUGCAACCGCAACAUCGACCAGACGCUGCUCUCCAUCCUCCUCUUCUUCCACAGCGCCUCCGGGGCCAGCGUCGUCGCCAUCGACAACAAGAUCGAGCAGGCCAUGGAUCUGGUUAAGAACCACCUGAUGUACGCUGUGCGGGAAGAGGUGGAGAUCCUGAAAGAGCAGAUCAAGGAGCUGGCGGAGAAGAACUCCCAGCUGGAGCGGGAGAACAGCCUCCUGAAGAACCUGGCCAGCCCCGAGCAGCUGCAGAAGUUCCAGUCGCGCCUGCCUGGAGAGAGCCCGCCCGUCUCCCCUGCAGCGGCCGAGAGACCGAGCGGGCCCUUGGGGGCGGCCGCCCCGGCCCAGCACCCCGCGGGCUCUGCGGUGUAAGGUGGCUCUGCCCAUAUGGGGUGGGCAGAGCCACAGAACUGAUUCCACUUCAACCUCCUUGAAUGGUUGCCUCGUCUCUUUUGGAGGAGUCCAGCUGGGCCGUGGCCCCAACAGGGUGCCCCCCCGCCCGUGGGCGCGCCCCCCCAAUGAGGGGCUCUGUUGGUUUGUGCCUCCCUGCGUGGGGUGGCCAGAGACUGCCUCCUGCUGAAAGGAGGAGGGCAUGCAAGGUUGUGCGCACGGACUGUCCUCCCGUGGAGGAGCUCCGGGUCGGCUCCCUCUCUCUCUCCCCCGGGCCCCUCUUUUUGAAGAGGCCGGUGCCCUGAGCAGGGGGGGGCACCCUCUAAGGGUGGGGGCUCCUCCUGCCAGGCUAAAGACUGUUAACCCAGAAGAAGCACAUGAGGCUGAUGGUCAGUUUUGACAGGAAGAGGACGGCCCCUCCCCCACUUGCCCUGGCAUGAGAAGCAGCUGCUGUUUGCCCUGGGCAUCUGAUUAGUUGGCUAGCACUAGCCCUGUUCCCCCCCCCCCGUUUGGUCAUCCUCUCUGGGGCUGGGGGUGCAAGAAGUGAGACUGCCAUGUACAGAAUGACGGUGCGCAUGUGCACGUGCCUUCUGGAGGGCUUGAACGGACUUGGACUGGAACGAAGCUUUAGUGCCACUGAGUGGCAAGGGAGGGGCCCAGCAGGUGGGCAAAAAAGAAGCCUUUGCGUUAAACAGUUUGCUUACUGAAUUCUGUCCACAGACAAACCCUCUGUGGGUGGGCUCAGCUCCAGCUGCCUUACUAAACUUGUAUGUGGACUUGAGCACAAGAGACCAAGGGCGGCGUGUUAGGGGGGUGGGGGUAGGGCCCUGAGCCAGUGGGCACGGGUGCACCCCUUCACCUCCUCCUGCUUUGGUGGGAACUCUGCUUCUUUGACAUUUUCUCUAACUGAUGGUGUACAUUUUGAGAUACUGCAAUAAAGAAUAGUUUUUUUAUAUAU
This is a messenger RNA of Pogona vitticeps (central bearded dragon), 1570 nucleotides long. RefSeq names its product TSC22 domain family member 3 (gene TSC22D3). The record is from RefSeq and is a predicted model, not a curated record. Gene Ontology annotation, biological process: regulation of transcription by RNA polymerase II; negative regulation of activation-induced cell death of T cells. Lineage: Eukaryota; Metazoa; Chordata; Lepidosauria; Squamata; Agamidae.